Messenger RNA from Paramecium sonneborni, 1332 nucleotides. NCBI's taxonomy places the organism in Eukaryota, Ciliophora, Oligohymenophorea, Peniculida, Parameciidae. The record is from the annotation of a GenBank genome assembly.
CUUGACUAGUUUCACAAGGAGAUGAACACUAUUGAUAAAAUUUUCCAGGAACACAAAAAGGACAUUAAGAGGAAUCACAAAGGUUUCAACUCCUUUAACAUUAAGUUAAUUAUUUUUUUCAUGUCAUAAUAAUAUCAUGCUUAACAUGUAUAAAAUUUAGUAAAGCAGAAUAUAAAGUUAAAAUUUACUAAAAAGAUCCAUCAGUUUUUCAUAAUACCAAGUAAUACAAGAUGUACAUUUAAAACUAGCAUCACAAUUUGAACAAAAAUAUAAACAUUAUGUACAAAAAUUGUUUUAAAUUUUAAUAACCUUGAGAAGAUUUCACAUCCUAAACACAACUCUUAUAAAGUCUAGCACAUUUUGUACUAGUAGUAGCAUUCAGAUAAUAACCACCAAUAUUUCGUAAUAUAUAUAUUAUAUAUGUAUUAGCAAUGCAUCUUAAACAAGGAAAUUCUUAACAGAUAUAGCUAGUUUGUUAAUAGAAUUCCUCUAUGCAAACAGUAUCACUACAUGUAUCAGCUCCAUUUUUAUAAGAAACUGAUAUACAAGGACCAAGCACAAUCAUCUUUAUAGAAUCUAUCAUAACCUGCAUCACAUGUAGAGAAGAAGUUCCAUGGAAUAAUCAAGCUAAGGAUCCUGUAUUAGGAACUAUCUUCAUAUAAAUUAUUUCCCGAAAAACAAUUAGUACAUGCAUUCGAAGCAGCUGUACACUCGGGAAAAAUAAUUUAUAAUUUAAUUGCCACAUUCGUAUUACAUCUCAAGUAUUUAGAAUCAAAAUUUUAUGUACAAUUAGAUCCAAAAUGCAGUCUAAACACUUAAGUCUAAAUUCCAGGAGGACUUGCAUAAUAAUAUCCUCCAUUUUCUUGAAAUGCUGUUUACUCAAAAGUACAAAAUUAGAGCCAUCCCCUAGUAGGCCUGUUUUGCCCUACAAAAAUGACAAGUUGCACAAUUUUCAGUGCAAUCAACUCAAUUUGAACCAAGUCCAGUUAAAUAAAGUUCAAAAAAAUAAAUACUACUAUUUUCUUUAUAUCCUAUUCAGCAUUAAAUACAUUUUGUACAUGCAUUUCUUACAAUUUGAAUUGCAUUUAAGAUAAUUGGCUUCAUCUUAACAAUAGCCAUCCAGACGCUAGACAUUCUGUCAUACAUUGUGUACAUGUUACAUUAUUUAGAUAAAAUCCAACUCUGCAAUUCUUUUAAGUGUCAGUACCCGUAAAUUUGAUGUAAGAUAUUGUCUAGUUGCACAUACUUAACAUUUAGUAUUUGAUGCUUCACAAAAUGAAUAACAAAACAUCCAUUAAUUAUUAUCUAAAAAUUAAUUUUAUUGACAAGCAU